This is a messenger RNA of Solanum stenotomum, 1710 nucleotides long. RefSeq names its product sphinganine C4-monooxygenase 1-like. The transcript is spliced from 2 exons. The coding region runs from base 493 to 1293 and encodes 266 amino acids. The record is from RefSeq and is a predicted model, not a curated record. NCBI's taxonomy places the organism in Eukaryota, Viridiplantae, Streptophyta, Magnoliopsida, Solanales, Solanaceae. Gene Ontology annotation, biological process: lipid biosynthetic process. Gene Ontology annotation, molecular function: oxidoreductase activity; iron ion binding.
UUUUAUGAAAAAAAUAGUUAUACAAUUAUUAUUAUUAGCACUCCUUGUCGAAAAAGUUUUUCUAGAUUCCUCAUAUAUGUUGAUGAUAACAAUAAUAAUGUCCUUUUUGUUAAUACUUCAAAUCACAAAAGUCACAAACAUAACCAACCAGAAAUAGAUCAUCAUUAGGAUUCUUUUUUCCCGUUCUUUUUUUUUUUUUGCCUGCUUUACACUUUUGUGUUUUCUUGAAUUCCUUCCAAUUUCAAUUUUGGGAGAGAAUUCAAUUUUUAAUCCACCUCCUCUGAAAACCCUAGUUCCAAAUCCCCCAUUUUACCAUAAAUAAACUCUUGUUUUACAUAAAUGUGAAAUCCCUUUUCACAGUUCCCUCAUAAUCUUGUUUUAACUGCAUAAAGUUUGGAUCUUUUUGUCAUAGUAUUCAAGAUUCUUGUUUUAUUUGGUUAAAGUUUGAAUCUUUUUAUCAUAGUUUUCAAGAAUCUUGUGUUUUAAGGAGAUAUGAGUAUUGAUAAUGAUGUUCUUAGAGGAGGAUUACAUGUGUCAGAUGAAUUGUUGGGGACUAUUUUGCCAAUAGUGGUGUAUUGGGUUUAUUCAGGAUUGUAUUGUUUGCUUGGGGGUAUGGAGAAUUAUAGGUUGCAUACUAAGAAAGAUGAAGAUGAGAAGAAUUUGGUUACCAAGAAAGAGGUUGUUAAAGGGGUUCUUCUUCAACAGGUUGUUCAAAGUAUUGUUGCUACAGUUCUCUUCGCGGUCACAGGUAAUGACGGCGACUCUGAAGGAAAUCAACAUGGCUUCCUUGUUCUUGUUAGACAGUUGUUUGUUGCCAUGGUCAUCUUAGAUACUUGGCAAUACUUUAUGCAUCGCUACAUGCAUCAAAACAAGUUCUUAUACAAGCAUAUCCAUUCUCAGCAUCAUCGGCUAGUUGUUCCAUAUGCAUUCGGAGCUUUGUACAAUCAUCCUUUAGAGGGUCUGUUACUUGACACUAUCGGUGGGGCUUUAGCUUUCCUUUUCUCAGGCAUGUCUCCUCGGGCUUCCAUCUUCUUUUUCUCGUUUGCUACCAUCAAAACAGUCGAUGAUCAUUGUGGACUAUGGCUACCUGGAAACCUUUUCCAUAUCGUCUUUAAAAACAACUCAGCAUACCAUGAUAUUCAUCACCAACUUUACGGAAGCAAGUAUAACUUUUCACAGCCUUUCUUUGUUACCUGGGAUAGGAUACUUGGUACAUAUAUGCCAUAUGCACUCGUGGAAAAACCAGAAGGGGGUUAUGAAGCUAGGCCUGAUAAAGAUUGCAAGGAUGACUGACAAAACUGUUAGUACUUGUUUAAAGUAUGUACCACUGCAAUUUUACCCAGUAUUUGCCUUUCUCAGUAAUCUGUAUAUAAUUUUAUAUGUUUCUGCAUAUAUUGUUGUAUUACUGGUUUUCUUUUUGAGGUUGAAAAAGAAAAAAAAAGGAAAAUAAUGUCUUUUUUUUUUUGGUUAUAGUGUCUGGUUUCCCCUAAUUAGCUGUAGGUAGAAGAGGACUACAGGUUAAAGAUUGGUUUGUGUAUCAAUCAAGUGAGAUAUCUUUUUCUCAAGUGUUCUCUACCAUAGCUAUGUUUUGUCCUCUGAUAGAGGAUUGUGGAAAUGUAAAAAUUUUACGUGUACCUUAUUUGGACACCGCUAUUUAACCUGUACCAAGUUUUAAGAAUUUUUUGCACGUCUAUCCACUCCGGUAUACUU